ACUGCGCAUGCGCGGCUCCCGGAGCAACACGGUGGAUCACCGAUCAACUGAAAGAGCCGAAGAUGUCGGCUCGGUCAUGUGAUCAGCUGUGUCCAAUCACAGCUGAUCACAUGGGACAUGUACACUGAUCAUCAGAGCACUGAUGAUCAGUGUGCCCUGAUGAUCAGUGUAGUCCCAGGAGUGCCACCUGUCAGUGUCCAACAGUGCCAGCUGUCAGUGCCCAUCAGUGCCACGUGCCAGUGCCCAUCAGUGCAACAUCAAUGCCACAUAUCAGUGCCUACCAGUGCACAUCAAUGUCACAUAUCAGUGCCCAUAUGAGCCGCCUUUCAGUGUCACCCAUCAGUGCCGCCUAUAUGAUUGCUGCCUUUCAGUGCCCAUCAGUGA
Molecule: messenger RNA, 384 nt
Organism: Staurois parvus
Lineage: Eukaryota; Metazoa; Chordata; Amphibia; Anura; Ranidae
Source: the annotation of a GenBank genome assembly